Messenger RNA from Lotus japonicus, 1431 nucleotides. RefSeq names its product F-box/LRR-repeat protein At2g42730-like. Lineage: Eukaryota; Viridiplantae; Streptophyta; Magnoliopsida; Fabales; Fabaceae. Bases 1 to 1431 code for a protein of 476 amino acids. Gene Ontology annotation, molecular function: protein binding. The transcript is spliced from 3 exons. The record is from RefSeq and is a predicted model, not a curated record.
AUGAAGAAAAUAAACAUAUCAGAAGGAGUGGAUAGGAUCAGUGAGUUAUCAGAUGAAGUUCUGGGUCACAUUCUGUCUUUCCUUCCAAGCAAGGAAGCCAUAGCCACAUGCUCGUUGUCCAAGAGAUGGAGAUAUGUUUGGAAAUUGGUUUCGGCGCUGGACUUUGUAUGCUUGCCAGAUAUGACUAUCAAGGCUCACACCAAGCCGUGGAAUGAUCUCGAUCUCGAGCGUAAUACCGGUCCUUGUUGCUUAUUUCAUAUCCAAGAAUUUGUUGAUGCAGCCAUAGCCGUAAAGGUUGAGCAACUGAGUAUUUCCAUGGCUCAACACGGGAAUCGGAACUAUGAGCAUGUUUUCAUGUCUCAACACCGGAACCAUGGGCCUGUUUUCUUUGUGCCUGCAAACUUGUUCAACUGCGCCACAAUUGUGACCUUGAAGCUUGAAGGUCCGCUUAAGGAGUUUAGGGCUGAGCGAAAUUCUCAAGGCAACUUGAUCGUCUCAAACAAUUUGCGAAAUCUUCAUGAGUAUGAUUAUGUAUACAUGACACUACACAAAGUUGAUGAUCACUCUCACGUGGUUUCCAUGCUCAACGCAAUGCAAAAUGUUGAAUUUUUGUGUGAUUGGAAAGAAAUGAUGGAGGUGAAUCAUCAUUGCUCUAUUGAUUCUCCGCAAUUUCCCAAUUUGGUUCAUCUCGAGCUUCGUCUUAGGAAUAAUGUGGUUUCUCUCCCCAUCAAUUUGUUCACCUGCACCACACUCGUGAAUUUGAAGAUCGAGGGUUCAUUUACUCUCUCGGUUCCUUCUUGUAUUCAACUCUCCUCUCUCAAGAGGUUGCAUCUCAACUUGCGAAAUUGUGAACCAGCCUCUUGUAAGGCAAUUCUUUCCGGAUCUCCAGCUCUUGAAUUUUUCCACUUGAAGCAUGAGUGGCGUGAUGGGUUUGAGGACUUGAUUAUUGAGCGAAAUUCUGGAGCAAACCUCAUUGUCUCGAAGAAUCAAUUAAUCAACCUUGUUAUACAAAGUGAUGGUGGAUAUGAUUGUUUCCAAGACUAUUUCGAGGGGCAUUUGGAAAACAUAGUGAAAGCUAAGGUAUUUAUGACACUAGAUCCCAAUUGGAGUAGUAAUAUUCGUGAGGUUUACACUCACGCGUAUUCCAUUCUCAAAGCUAUGCGCAAUGUUGAAUUUCUGUCCUUGUGUGAUAUUAGCCUUGAGGGUUAUUCUUCAGUUGAUCUUCCAAAAUUACCCAAUUUGGUUCAGCUCCAGCUUCAUAUUAACCACUAUUCCUCCCAAAUUCUAAAACUUGUUUCUUCAGAGUACUGUCCGAAGCUGGAAGAGUUUGGUGUCAAUAACAUGCAUUGGAAAUAUAGUGAACAACAAAAGAAAUGGAUCAAUAUGACUACACGAGGGAUGCAUCCUGAUCAUUAUGGUCCCCUGUCAUGA